CCAAAGAACUGGCUUCUGUUCCUUGUUCUUGUAUAAAGAAAUGGUUGAAGUGAUUAGUAUUUCGAUUGAGAACUGGUUAUCAUCACCAGUUCUUUUUUUUUUAUAAGAAUUCGGUUCAGUAGUAUAAUUAAAUGACUGUGGUGAAUGGUUUUAUUUUUAGAUUAGUUUUGAUGGCAGUUUUUUCUGAAUUCAAGCGUUGUUCAGUUAUGAAGUGUUGAGAUUGUAUUCGGUUUUUGUUAUUUUAAACAAAGUAUUAGCGAGUUAUUAUGCAGAUUUGUUUCGAGUGAAGUAUUGCACAGCGUUGGAUUUUGAACAAGGAAGUGGAACGAUUAUUCUAAUUACUUGAGUUCUAUGAUCGAGACAUGUCAAGGAUGUGAUGGCGACUUUUAGAAAAUGCUGUUUAAUUAAUUUGAUGUUUUUGAAUGUUAAAUGAUGUUGUGAAGGACUGUAUCGAAAGUGAUGACAUUUUACAUCUUUAGCUGUUGAGCUUCGGAAUCCAGGGGAUUCUUAUCAAAGGCUGCCACAUUGGAUGUUUGUAACAAACCUAUUUUGAUGAUAUUCAAGUAUCAAAUAGAUUAUGAAUUGAUUUUUAAUAUUCAUAAAUCAAUGGUUCAUGAAAUAGAGCUUUCGUUAUAAAUUGAAGGGCUUUAGAUGAUAAGCGGUAUUGUUUUUUGAAGAUUUCAUAAAUUAGAUUCUUUCAAGUGGGUAUAUGAUGUUGAUAAAUAAACAAAAAAUUAUCCAACAUAGUAUACAUUACAUUGGCUUAUGGUUUCACAGGAGAAGAGGGAAAUAAUACGGAGGAAAUCCAAUAUGAACGGAAUGAAAUUUAGACUAAUCAAUAGCUUUAAAUAUUUUUUUUAUGAACAGGUUUAUCAAUGUGAUACAAGAAGUAAUUCAAAUUUACGUAAACAUCUGGCAAGUUUGUCUCAUCAAAUACCAAAUGUUUUAUAUGCUUCCCAAACGAAUGAUGAUAAGAAGUUUCAAGUUCCAAUGAUAUCACCUGAACGCAAACGAGAGCUGCACACGGCUGCUGUUAAUUGUGUACUACGUGAUGGCCUUCCAUUUGGAGUAUUUCGACGGCCCGGCAUGAGCCAAUUUCUUCAAACAGCUGUUCCUGGAUAUGUUGGACCACAUAGAAAAACAGUUCGAAAAAGAAUUGCAGCAUUAUAUUCAUCAUAUACCAGUAAAAUUCGUGUUGUUUUAUCUAAAAUUGAUUUUAUUGCACUGACAUGUGAUUUAUGGAGAAGUUCGAAACGAGUAUAUUAUAUUAGUCUUACUGGUCAUGUUUUCACAAGUCAAUAUGAAACUGUGCCACUGGUUCUCGGUUGCCGCCGAGUUAUUGGCCGCCAUUUAUCAAUAACAAUUGAAUGA
Messenger RNA from Rotaria sp. Silwood2, 1371 nucleotides. The record is from the annotation of a GenBank genome assembly. NCBI's taxonomy places the organism in Eukaryota, Metazoa, Rotifera, Eurotatoria, Philodinida, Philodinidae.